AUUUAAAUGUGACUAGCGGACUGACAGUCACACAGACCACAUAAAACUAAUAGCGACAUUUUACGUUUUAUGUGCCGCUAACUCAGAUCUAGUUUCUAGACGAAAGUUACGGUGUCAUUUUUAGCUACAUCAUUUGAUAUAUCGUGAAUAUUCUUAAAUCCUUGGACUGGGAAUAAUCUCACAUCCUCAAACGAUCAAACACUCGACAGAAUCAGUUUUAAAAUAGCGCGUUCUAGUGGCCCACAUUUGUAGGGCCUUUCAAAUGUAUAUAGUUGGAGAUUCAACUUACCAAAUUGUCCAGCAGGUGAACUAAAUAUCUGUCAGUGUCAAAGUAGGAGGUAUCCUUUGAAUACAAGACGGAUCUAAAGCACACAGGUUUUCUUUUGUAUUGUAUUUGGUCAGCUUGUCAAGUCAGAUUGGCAGGUUAAAGAAACAAAAAUGUUGGAGGAGUUUGACGAAUUUAAACCCAAGCCACCAGGCAAGAAGCGAAACAAAUGUGUUCAAAUCCUAAUCGAUAACCUGCUGAUCAUAUUGAUUGUGCUGGGUGUUGCUGUAGGUGUUGGCUUUGGACUUGGUCUGAGACACGUUUGGUCGUAUGAUGACUAUCAGAAAAUAUUUUACUGGGAGUUCCCAGGUCGGAUACUGCUGAACAUGCUAAAGCUUUUAAUUCUGCCUCUAAUAGUGUCCAGUUUGAUAACAGGAAUGGCGGACUUGGGAUCUCAUGCUUCAGGUAGACUUGGCGCCGCUGCAAUCAUUUAUUACCUGACCUCAAUGUUGACAGCUGUCAUCAUAGGCAUAGCCAUGGCACUCAUCAUCCACCCUGGACGUGCCACAGACAGCAACUCACUCAAACGCACAGGCUCGUCACUGCAGGCUGACCCUUUGGACUCCUUAUUGGAUCUCAUCUCGCAAUGUUUCCCAGAGAACCUCGUGACAGCCUGUUACCAAAGAGUAAUCACCAAAUAUAAGAUUGUUAAAUCUGAUCCUCGUGUCAACCUGACAAUGUCAAACUUAACCAACGUGACAUCUACUUAUACUGUAGAUUUACGAAAACCUUACUUGGUGGCUGAAGAUGGAACCAACGUGCUAGGCCUGAUCGUAUUUUCUAUAGCCAUGGGCAUAGUCAUCAACAACUUGGGAGAAGAAGGUCUGCCCCUAAAGAAUUUCUUCCGAUCACUCAACGCAGUCACCAUGCGCCUGGUUCAUAUCGUCAUAUGGUACACUCCAAUAGGAAUCAUUUUCUUGGUGGCCUCAAAGUUUAUCCAGACCGAUGACAUUGGUCAAGUACUCAGCAGUAUGGGAUUGUACAUGGCCACAGUCCUUGGAGGGCUGGCUAUCCAUGGCUUCAUUACGUUACCCAUCAUGUAUCUAGUGACCACCAGAAAAAAUCCCGUGACAUUUGCUCUAAAACUGACCAAAGCAUUUGCCACAGCCUGGGGAACAGCCUCAAGUAGUGCCACAAUGCCCCUCACCAUGGACUGCCUGGUCAAUAAAAACAAGAUAAACCUAAACAUUGUCCGCUUUGUUAUCCCAGUUGGCACCACGGUCAACAUGGAUGGCACCGCACUCUACGAGGCGGUAGCCUGCCUGUUUAUAGCACAAGUCAACGGCCUGGAUCUGAGUGCCUCAGACGUCAUAAUUGUCAGCUUGACUGCAACAGCUGCAGCGAUUGGGGCGGCAGGCGUCCCUCAAGCAGGUCUGGUCACCAUGGUGAUCGUGUUGACUGCUGUGGGUCUACCAGCUGAUGAUAUCACACUCAUUCUGUCCAUAGACUGGCUACUGGACCGCUUCCGUACUGUUAUAAAUGUGUGGGGUGAUUGUGUGGGCGCCGGAAUACUCGACCAUCUGUUUAGGAAAACAUUUGCCAAGCUAGACAAAGCUAAUGAAGGAGGCCGAGAUACCGAGCAAAUAAAGGAGAUCCUGGACACGUCCAGCACCACAAAGGACGACCUCAGUGAUGAAAGCCCGCCCAGUUACAGCGGCAUUGGUAACUACAACGAGGGAUUCGUCAGCGAGAAAGAUCAAGGGACUCGUCUUUAGAAGUACGCCAACUUGUCCAGGAGGCUACGUUUACACGGAGUGAUGGGGGCUAGAGGUUUGAAUGCUUCCCAGAGAGCCUCUUUACCUCAAUGGCACACGUAGAUAGACUAGACUAGUGUAGUAGUGGUGUCAGCCUAUGUCUUCUGUCAAUCGAUUAUAUUAUCGAAUAUAUUUAGGACAAUUCUUGAUAUGUUGUAACAACAAAAAACAUUCCAAUCAAUGUUCAAUGUGGAUCAUAACAUAGUGAAAAUGUAGAAUACUUGGAUAUUAUAUAAAUUCCAAUGUACACUUUUGAGUUCAAACAUACAAAUGUUCAACCUUU
Molecule: messenger RNA, 2362 nt
Organism: Biomphalaria glabrata
Lineage: Eukaryota; Metazoa; Mollusca; Gastropoda; Planorbidae
Product: excitatory amino acid transporter 3-like
Exons: 12
Coding region: 439-2040 (533 amino acids)
Biological process (GO): L-glutamate transmembrane transport
Cellular component (GO): plasma membrane
Molecular function (GO): L-glutamate transmembrane transporter activity; glutamate:sodium symporter activity; neutral L-amino acid transmembrane transporter activity
Source: RefSeq, a predicted model, not a curated record